This is a messenger RNA of Erigeron canadensis, 1523 nucleotides long. RefSeq names its product cyclin-D5-1. Gene Ontology annotation, cellular component: nucleus; cyclin-dependent protein kinase holoenzyme complex; cytoplasm. Gene Ontology annotation, molecular function: cyclin-dependent protein serine/threonine kinase regulator activity. The coding region runs from base 1 to 972 and encodes 323 amino acids. NCBI's taxonomy places the organism in Eukaryota, Viridiplantae, Streptophyta, Magnoliopsida, Asterales, Asteraceae. The record is from RefSeq and is a predicted model, not a curated record. Gene Ontology annotation, biological process: regulation of cyclin-dependent protein serine/threonine kinase activity; mitotic cell cycle phase transition. The transcript is spliced from 5 exons.
AUGAAUUCAGACACAACAUAUUCACUACCAAAUCUACUAUGUGAAGAAGAUGAUUCAUGUUUAAGUGAUCCCAAAAUCAGGGCCAAUGAUGUUUCUUUUUCAGAAGAUGACCAUUUUUAUAUACAAUCUUUGAUUGAAAAAGAAUCCAAGUCAAAUGAUUAUUAUGGGUGUGUUUGUUUUGAUGAUUUUGAGAAUAAUAAUACUAAAAAACAACAAUGGUUUCAAUGUGCAAGAUUACAUGCCAUUAAUUGGAUCUUCAGUACAAGAGAAAUUUUGGGGUUUCAUUUGAGUACAGCUUAUCUCUCUCUGGUUUACUUUGAUAGAUUCAAUUCAAGAAGACUUAUUGAUAGUGAGAAAGAAUGGGCUAUUCAAUUGUUGAGCAUUGCAUGCUUAUCUUUGGCUGCUAAAAUGGAGGAACAAAUUGUGCCAUCAUUGUCUCAUUACAAAGCACAAGGUUACAACUUUGAAAGCAGUGUGAUUCAAAGAAUGGAAUUAAUGGUUUUGACAACAUUAGAAUGGAAAAUGUGUUGCAUAACUCCAUUUGCUUACAUUCACCAUUUUUUAUCCAAGAUUUGUGAUGAUUGUGACUGUAAUGAGUUUCUAAUAUCGAACGCUAUUGGAUUCGUUCUUGAUUUCUCUAAAGAGGUUAAUUUGAUGGAUCAUAGACCAUCUAUUGUUGCAAUGGCAGCGGUGUUAUUAGCUUGUGAUGAUCAAUUGACAAGAAACACAAUGGAGUUCAAGAUUGGUGAUUUGACAUCACUUCAGUCCCUUGAUAAAGGAUGUAUAUACGACUGUUAUAAUCUUUUAAAGGCGAUCGAGACUAAGAAGAGUAACACCCCCAAGUCGAUAAAUUCCUUUGGUUGUUUGAGAAAUCGUUGGAGCACUUCCUCCAACAUUGGUAUCAAGAGGAAACUUACGUACAACGGCUUUGAACAAAAAUGUCCGUUACAAAAGACUAGUAGACGAUUGUAGUCACAUUUCAUUUACCGCAAGGCAUGGAUUCAUUGAUUGGAUUUGAUCGCGUGAUCUUGACUAAAUAAGACUAAGUUUUGGGAACACUAAUCUACCAACAUAUGGUAUGAUUUGAAAAGUACCAUAAGGUAUCUGAAUAUUGAGAAAGUUAAGCUAGUGGAAAACUAGUGAAAAGGGUGUGGGUUGAGUAGUGGGUACAUUACUAAAGGAGAUGCAAUGGUAAAGUUUAACAUUACAGUGAAAAAAGACAAAAGGGGUCAAUUAAAGACUGUUAAAUGGGGAGUAUAUUUUUUACUUUUUGGGAUUCAAUUGUCUUUUUCAAUGCCCUUCUAAGCUUUUGUUCUGGAUAAAGAUUGUACUGUUUCUUUGUAUAAUGUAAUUGUGAAGGAACCUUGAAGCUUUUAUUGAAUUUAAGGCUUUGGAUGCUGACUUUCAAAAGGCUGAAAGCCAUAAGGAAGAGAUUUGGGGAAUGAAGUCAUUAUUUGAUUUGAUAUGAUAUGAAAUUAUGAAUUGAUUAGAUGAUGCAUUUGUUGGGUGGACAAGAAUUGUCA